Raphanus sativus (radish) is the source of this 2481-nucleotide messenger RNA. RefSeq lists its product as uncharacterized. NCBI's taxonomy places the organism in Eukaryota, Viridiplantae, Streptophyta, Magnoliopsida, Brassicales, Brassicaceae. The record is from RefSeq and is a predicted model, not a curated record. The transcript has 5 exons. The coding region runs from base 580 to 1974 and encodes 464 amino acids.
UUUUCUCAUUCCUUGGCUGUCAUUUUGAGAGAGAGAGAGAGAGAGAGAAAAGAGUUUCUUCUUCCCAUCUAAAAGCCAACCCAUCAAAAUUACGCCCGUAGUUUUUAAAAUAAAACCCCAUUAGAGAAGAAGAGCAUUACAGUAUAUAUACAGAAAGAGAAGGUUUUGACUAGAUCCGCAGUGAAGCCUGAGGAUUGAUAGCAUUCAAUCUGAGCUAGAGAGACCACUAGUUGGGUCCUGCCAGGAAGUUGCUAAUUUUGAUCAAUUAAAGCCAAUAAUAAUAAUAAAUAAUAAUAAUAAUAACACAAAGGCAUCAAUCUUAAAAGACCAAUCUUUAGGGGUUAUUCAACCCAAGUAUCAGGGGUUGUGACUUGUGAGGUGUAUAUAACUUGCUUAAGUUAUAAGGAGUUGUUGUGGACUUUGAAAAUUGAUAUCUUGGAAGGUGGUUAUUGCGGGGUUUGGAAAGUGCAAAUUCCAAGCUGGAAUGGUGUACUGCUUCAGGGGUUCUCUGAUCUGGUCAACUAACAGUUGGAGUGUGGUGAAAGUGUUCCAUUUUACAUUUCGCAAAGACAGAGUGCCAUGUCUCGCUGCUUCCCAUUUCCUCCACCUGGAUAUGACAAGAAGAUUACAACUCACGAAACUGACCCUCUUAUAAAGGAGAAUUAUAAGGAAAAGAAACACAAGAACGAUAAGGACAAUGAGAAGAAAGAGAAAAAGAGUAGAGACAGAAGCAAAGACAAACAUAAGGAAAGAAAGGAUAAACAUAAAGAUCGUAAAGACAGGGAGAAGGACAAAGAAAAAUGCAAACCUUUGGGGGAGCAGAAAGCCCAAGUGCUGACAAACACAGGGAACAGAGAGAAACUUGUAACCAAUAAUACAGUUCAGAAGUAUAGUAAUGGAGAGUCAAAGUAUGUACAGGAACUGGCCAGAAGGAUCAGAUAUGACGAAGAAGAAGCGACAGGAAGUCAGAGGAGUGCACAAACGAUUACUAACCGAAAAGGAAUACCAGGAAAAGCAUUUCUAGAUAGCAGCUUCUCCCCAAUUCAGGAAACAAACGAUAAGAGAAUCAGUACUCAGAAGUACUUUGCAGUGGAAAAAAGUUCUGAAGAAAAUGCAGUUGCUCGAGAAUCAUUUGGUGCAGAUCAGAAAAGACCUGAGGCUAUGGGUAAAUCAAUGGAUAACGGAGACCAGGCAAGGCCUACGGAAUCACCUGAAAGAGGUCAACGCAAGGAAAGUGCAGCCAUGAGUGAUAAACCAAGGGGUAAAGAAGUGGUAAAGAAACACGAAGCAAAGGAUAAAGACAGAAACAAAGAGAAGAAAGCAGAGUCAAUAAAUAAAAGUCAUCAGAAUAAGCCAAAACUGAUAGAAGGGCCCAAAUCAGAGAAGAGGCAAAAGGACUCUCUGGAUAUAAGGAAUGGCAGACCGCCUGACAACUCACGGGCGAGUGUCAAGAACUUUAUUGCUGAGGGAAGUCUUGGCAAGCGGAUAGAUCUUGACACAAAUGGAGUCUUGUAUGAGAAUGGAACCAAACCAAACAAGUUACAAAGACACUCGACGUCUGUGGAAAAUGGAAGAACUUUAGGUACACACCGAAGUCCUCCAAUCCCUGCUUCCGAGGUGCAAGGAACGGCUUGCAAGCCAGAAGCCAAGGAAGUUAUAAUUAACGGCUCGCUGAGUCCUGCUUUGGCUGCAACAAUGAGAGUCAAUGUCAAAGAAAAUGGUGAAGCAUCCGCAAAGCCGCCUCCUCAUCCGGACGUAAAGUAUUUGGAUCAGAUACUCAGUGUACCGAAAAGAGAGCUGUUUGUGGAGGUUGAUAAUGACGAAGAAUGGCUAUAUGGCCCGUUGAGUGUCAAAAAGUUAAAAAAGGCAAGAACAUAUUCUCCUGAUUCUGGUGAAUCCUUGCAGGUCUGGAACCAAGCUGUCAAAAUAGAAUCUGCCGACAUUUUAGCUCUUCCGUAUGUUGUUCCAUUUUAGCUGCUGUGACUGUAUUUUUCUGAUGUUCUCACGCCACAACCCAUGAGAAGAAAUUUCCCACUUUGCAGCAGUUUCUGCUCUGUUAGCAGCAUCAAUGAUGGGGGCACAUAAAGGAGACCGACACAGCACUCCAUGGCUCCCCAAAGUAUAUAAGUUGGGAUGAAAAAAACGUUCCUUACACGGCUAUAAUACGCACACCCAUAAAGCUCUGCCUGAGUGGGGAAGUGAAUGAGGGAAGAUGUAAGUAGAGUAGAUCCUUAGAGAAGUUGAAAAAUAUGUUGUUGAACAUUUGUUUAAGAUGUGUCGUAAGGACAAGGAUAUGUGUGGCAUAUGGUUCUGCACUGUAUCACAGAGGGUUCCGUGUGUGUGUGUUACUGCGGAUAUGUGAAUGGUGUCAUGCUAAUGUAAACCCUUUAACUUCUUAUUAGCUGCAUACCCAAUGUGGUGUGCAGACCUCGAUACUGUCUAACUUGUUGGGGAUAAAUAAAUGAGAGAGUUCUUUUUCUC